Molecule: messenger RNA, 1587 nt
Organism: Drosophila yakuba
Lineage: Eukaryota; Metazoa; Arthropoda; Insecta; Diptera; Drosophilidae
Gene: Cpr62Ba
Product: cuticle protein 7
Exons: 3
Coding region: 547-978 (143 amino acids)
Cellular component (GO): extracellular matrix
Source: RefSeq, a predicted model, not a curated record
GCGGUUGCAAGCCCGUUUUGUGUGUUCGAACUCCGAAGCCGGGUGCUCAAAGUGCGGCAUCAUGCCCUUUUGUCUGCUAGGUGAAUCGUUAUUGAAUUUGAUUCAGGGAACUGCUCGCAAAAGUUAAUUAAAUCACACAGAGCGCGACAGGGGAAGCAUUGCAAAAGAGAAUGAUCUAAUAGUCGGGCCUCCAGACUUAUGGAUAUAGACACAGAUUUAGUUGUGCACACACGGAGUGGCAUAUAAUUAUGGGGCACCACGAUGUUCGUGCGCAGAAGAAUUCGAGUCACCGCGUUGACAAUCUAAAAUCCCAGACACAUCUCAUCUGCCUGCUGGCUGUCGUAAAUAAACCCAAGAGCUCUCCACUCCAAACACUUCAGAGCAAGUGUGGCAGCCCAGCAAAGUGGUUCAGUUUUCAAGUGUUUGCCAUUGAUAUUACGGCCUACACAUAGCAACUACAAACUAGCAGCUAGCAACUGGCUACUAGCAACUGGCAACUAGCAACUUGCCACCAGCAGCUUGCAACUCAAAAAAACAGCAAAACUCAUGCCCACGUGUCCGGUCAGCAUGGCAUAUGGAUGGGGCUUGGGCUUCGUGGUCCUCUGGCUGCUGCAGAUUGCGCAUACGCAACGUGGACCGGCUGAGCACAUCGAGUUUUACAGCGAUUACGGCAAAAAUCAUGACGAGGAAAGGCUCCACUACUCGCAUCAGUACCACAUCUCCGACGUGGCCAGUCGGGUGCACAUCCUGCACCGAGAGCAGCGCCAUGGCGACUACGUCUCCGGGUCUUAUGCCCACCUGGAGCCCAGUGGACACGUUCGCAGUGUGCACUACGAGGUGCGGGGAGCCAACCGGGGAUUCAAGGCCGUGGUUGAGCAGCGAACCGGGAACAGUCGGGUGCACCAGGCGCUGGAAUUCCGGAGCAGGCAACCGAUCCGGGCUCUGGCAAUUGCCGAGCCUGUGGCUUUUGUGAUUUAAGGCGUCCAGCGGCGUGAAACCGGCCCGUAAAAGUAACAAGCGACAAGCGAAUUAUUUGUCUUGCCGCACGCAGCCGUAAAUUGCAAAAUGUUUAAUUGUCUUUCAAUGACUUCGCUGACUUGUUAAGUGAAAUUCGUAUUUGAAAUUAAAAUUGAUUUCGGGAGGGGCCCAUAAAAUGUAAGCGAACAAUUUUAUUAAACUUAAAAUGUAAAUAUUUUGGGGCUAUAAUUCAAGCCAAGCGGAAUGAAUGAAUAAAAUUAUUUCCCUUUUGUUUUCGGUGACAAACAAACAACUAGAUGCAAACGAAUUCUGCUUGUUAUCGUUGAGCUGCUUUUGUUCAAAGAAAUUUAUGGCUACCCUUAGCAUUGCUAUUAUCUGCAAACCAAUCUUGAGGUCUUUUAGCUUGAGUAAUUGUUUGAGCCAACGAAAAAACGGCAUUAAAUUAAACACUUAGCGAAUUAGCUACUACCGAUGUUAGCUCACUUCUCAAGCAGUCAAAUAUGAAUUUCAUGCUUAAUUAUAAUAAAUUAACCGUCUCUAUAUAUGGUUGACUUAACCCGUCGACAAACCGAAACUGGGUUAACGACACCUAUACAAAGUCGGGAGCCA